UCCUCCCCCCGCCUAGGCGGGUGGUAGCGGCGGGGCCGGAAGCGGCGCGCGCCAUGGCGGCGGAGGGCCCGCUGGCGCUCGUCACCAGCUGCGGCGCCGGGUGCGCGGGCGAGGAGCUCGUCAGACGUAUCACAGGAAAAGAUGACAUUACUGUGGGUGCAAUUACAACUGGAAAAGUAACUUUUUACCCCUGGACAAUAGAUAAUAAGUACUACUCUGCAGAUAUUCACCUCUGUGUAGUACCAAACACAUUUCUUGUUACUGAAGACAUUGCUGAAUCUGUGCAAGCAUUUGUUGUGUACUUCGACAGCACAAUAGAAUAUGGACUUGAUAGUGUCUCAGAAUGGCUGCCCCUGACCGAAGAGUGGUUACCAGAAGUCAUGAUCCUGGUUUGUAACAGAGUGUCUGAAACUGGUGUUAACAGACAGAAAGCUCAAGAAUGGUGCAUCAAGCAUGGCUUUGAACUGGUCGAACUUAACCCUGAGGAACUGCCUGAUGAAGAUGAUGAUUUUCCAGAGUCCACCGGAGUGAAACGAAUUGUACAAGCAUUGAAUGCCAACGUGUGGUCCAACGUAGUCAUGAAGAGCGACAGGACCCAGGGCUUCGGUCGCCUCGGUACGUUAGCAGGUGCCAACUGUAUCGUUGGCUCAGAAGAGAACCAAGACACAGAAUCCAAUCCAUCAGCAGCAGGCAGAGGAGAAUCCCAUGUAGACAACAGAGAUGAUGGAGCUAGCACGACCGCCCUGCAGAUCGACAGCAUUGCAGAUCCCAUGUUAGAUAUGGACAUUCAAGAGUUGGCCAGCCUGACCACAAGAGAUGGUGACCUGGAGAACUUCGAAAGGCUGUUUUCAAAGCUGAAAAAAAUGAAAGAUAAAGCUGCAAUGUUACCUCAUGAGCAAAGAAAACUACACGCCGAAAAGGUGGCCAAAGCGUUCUGGAUGGCAAUUGGUGGAGACAGAGAUGAAAUUGAAGGCCUCUCUUCUGAUGAAGAAAACUAAGUUCUUCUGUAGCUGUAAGCGACAGAGUAAGCCUAAAAGAGCAGAUCUUCUCCAGCAAUGAGCAUUUGUUGUGAAAAGCCCCAUUUAGCGGUAGAUGCUUUCUUUGGUUAAGGGAUUCUCCACAUCAUUGUAGUAAGUAACGCAUUCCACAACACCUAAUGGGUAGAGUGAUUUUGUCUGACUCUUCAUUUGGAAUCACAGAAUGGUUUGGGUCAGAAGGGUCCUUACCGUCCAUCAGUACAACCCCCCUGCCAUGAGCAGGGACACCUCCUACUGGAUCAGGUUACUCCAAGCCCCAUCCAACCUGGCCUUGAACACCUCCAGGGAUGGGGCAGCCACCACUUCUCUGGGCAACUUGGGCCAGGGCCUCACUAGCCUCAUAGUGAAAAGUUUCUUCCUAAUGUCUAGUGUAAAUCUUUCCCUACCGAUAUAAACCCAUUCCCCCUCUUCCUAUCACUCCAUGCCCUUGUAAAAAGUCCCUCCCCAGCUUUCCUGGAGCCUCUUUCUGUACUGGAAGCUGCUCUAAGGUCGCCCCAGAGCCUUCUCUUCUCCAGGCUGAACAACCCCAACUCUUUCAGCCUGUCCUCAUAGCAGAGGUGCUCCAGCCCUCGCGUCAUCUCUGUGGCCUCCUCUGGACCUGUUCCAGCAGUUUCACAGCCUUCCUAUGUUGGGAGUUUCAAGACUCCAGGAGGGGUCUCAUGAGAGUGGAGCAGAGGGUCAGAAACCCCUCCCUCACUGUGCUGGCCGUGCUUCUUUUGAUGCAGCCCAGGAUAUGGUUGGCAAUUUUAUUUCCUCUCAGAGAAUUUUGGAAGGCAGUGCACGCACUUAGAGGAAAUAAUAAUGAGUUUACAUUUUUCAAAUUAACAUUUUUAUUGUUUCCUCUUUGGAGUUUAAAUAAACAAAUUUACUACCAGUUAUCUUUCCACAUAUGGCGGGUGGUUGUUAAAUGACUACUUAAUUCCAAGCUCCAUGUUUUCGAUGUAGGCCUAUUUGAUGUUUUUAUGUAGCUUUAUAGCUGACUUUACCAUUUAAAACAAACCAGAUUUAUAUGAGCCAUGAAGAGAAAGUUGCUGAAUUGUACCCUGUUAGGGAUGCUGUGCCAAGGCUACAAGGUUAAUCCUGCUGAAUGCCAAAGCUAUUAAAAAUGGCCCACAGGCUUUGAAUUGUCCCUGGCGAGUCAGGUGGUGCCAUGCUCCCUGGGUUUCCAUCAGAAACUACAUUUAAGAUUAAAUUCAAAGCAGGUUUUUGCUGCUCUUCCGGGGUGAAAUUCCCUGCCCCUUCUGCAGUCCUUGGCUUCCAAGAAUGCUUAGACCUUCUGCUGGUGAAUUCUGUCCUAAAUACCCAGAGAAAAGCUGUGAUUUCAAAACCCCACGCUGUCACCUGGUGUUAGAUUGCAAACCGAUGCUCGUGUGUUCGUUAGAAGGCACCACAGAGCCAGUCUCAUGUUGCUGCCUCGUGGUAUCUGGGGUCAGAAAACAGUCCUGUGUCCUUAGGUUUAGUCCUUAGGUUUAUUGUCCCCUUCUGCACAGGCACACGGUCACGGACUCAUGGGAGAGCAUAAAAACGCGAGGCACUAGGAAAAAAAGAAGGCAGAGGCUGCUGAGGGAGAGCAAGGAGGAUGAGUAAAUGCAUCUUAUCACCUUUGCUUUGUCAGAUACAGCCAGCAGGUCAGAGGGAAGACGCGGACGGCAGGUGCCCUGCUGAAGAAUCAGGCCCUCUCUGGUGCUUGUCUGACGUUCCCGAGGAAAUGGCAUGUGUUUUCCCCAAGAGCAUUUCCUUACCAAUCUGAAACCACACUAAGUUAAGCAAUCUCAUUUAGAAAUUUUGAAAUUAACUUUUCCAAUGUCUGCUUUUUUGUGUCAAUAAAUUUGGUGAGGCUGGAGACAGCGGCUUUCCAUAAAUUAUUUGACAGCUUUAAAUUUUGAAAGCACUUUCUCAGUGGUUCCUGACAGUCAUUGCCUUUUUAGAUUAAGCAAAGCUAAAAUAACAGGCUUCUUGGAAUGCUGUAAAUCAUUGCCUGGGCAAAAAAGGCAGCAUUUUCUGCUCUGAAGAAAUAGAAUUGAAGCCUUGUUUGUAGAGUAAAAAGCAUUUCUCAUACAAAGACUGAGCAGUAGCUCCAAUGCAGUGAAAUACAUAUUUUUAAGAGGAAAUGUUCCUUUCGCAGGGAAGCAUUUUGGGAACCACAUCUGCCAGGGCCACCUCUUCCAAACAGAAUGGUACAUACCAGCUGCCAGGCCUUGCCAUGACUUUGCCAUCUCCUCCCGUUCUUUCCUUCUUUUUCUCUGGCACAGGGAGCUGUAGUCAAGAAUUCUUCCAAGUAGGGAACAGUUUUCCAUGUUUGCUUCUCGGUAGCUCAAGAAUUUUUUCUAAGUAUUUGUUGUACAAUGGUGAUAAACGGCAAAAGCGCAGAGUAAAUUAAUUGAAUGCUGUGAAGAACAUAAUGCACUUGAAUAAUUUAUAAAACCAGUUCUUUAUACGUGUGCUAUCAUUACACAUGAUCUACGUGGGAUGGUUUAUUUAUAUUUAAUAAAACGAUACAAGUUAAAAUCAAGUUCUUUGCUGCCUUUUUACAAGGUAGCAGCAGCUGAAUCCCAUAACAUAGGGAUAAGGCAUAGGUGAUGCCUUGUCUCAGGAAUUACCAAUUGGGGAAUGCACUUCUCCAGCUAAAAAUUGGAGGAGGGAAUUUUUGUUGUAGGAAAUAGCUCCUGGAGAGAGUCACAACUCUUGGUGGAGACGGUGAUGAGGACAAGUCUUUGAAAGCGUGGAGCAUGCAUAGAUGGGACAAGCAAGCGUGGUAUGAUCAGAAGAACCAGGAGGAUGGUGUGGUAGGAAGCAGGCCCGAGAGUCCCUCCCUCCGGAGCCAGCCCCUUCCAGCUGCCUGGUGCAGGGGAGCUUCCUGCACCACCUGGGGAGGAGAACCACCUCCUGUUGGCCAGGAGAAAGCAUAGAGGCAGGGCUGAAACCUCAAUCCAGUCCCACACAUCUCAAGGAUAAAACUAGAGACUCCCAGCUCUCCCAGUUUCAGAGCAACCAGUUGCUGGUGGGGCAUUCCUUGUUGUGACCUGCACAGAAGGUGUUGCUGUACCAGCCAGGCUGCAGGCUUGCUGAAGGCUGAGCGGUAUCAUAGAAUCAUAGAAUAGUUAGGGUUGGAAGGGACUUAAAGAUCAUCGAGUUCCAACCCCCAUGCCAUGGGCAGGGACACGUCCCACGAGAUCAGGCUGCUUAAGGCCCCAGGAAAUCCCUGCUGAUACAGACAAGCUGCUUGUUACCCAGCUCCUGCCUGAGCUGAAAUCAUGGAAUAUUAAUUCCUCUUUUCUUUUUCUUUUGAGAUUUUUCAUUUAUCGAACCCAGCUUUCACUUCAGCUUCCCGUUUUCAGUGCAGAUGAGGAGAUUCUGAUACUGAAAUCCAUGAUACAUUCAGGUGGCAGUGAGCAGAACUCGGCUCAGAGCUGAUUUACUGCAUUGCACUCGAGUUCUGCCAACCCCAGCGCAAAACCUGGAUGAGACUCUUUUAUUACCACAUUGUUGGAAAACUGAGUGGAAAAACUAUUCUCGUUAAACCUGUGUCAGGAAAAACAACCAAAACCCCCUGAAUUUCAGCGAAACCCUAGGAGGAACGUUAGGAGUUCACCACGUUCAGUCGCAGUGUGCCUUGGCUUUGCGAUGCCGUUUGGGGUUGCCCUCUCCCAGGCCAGCCGAACACCAGCGUGGGUGUAUUUUUGCCCCGGUGCAGCCUCUGACCAUACCUGCCUUCAGCAGAAACGGCUGCUUUGCUGGGCAUCUCCUGGCCCAGAGUCCUCUCGGUGCAGUCCCAGGAAGGACAACAACCACAGGGACACAUCCAUGGCAUCCUGUUCUCCAUCGCGGAGCAGCUGCGGGUGAAGGACUCCCCCACCCUGCAGUCACCACUGCUCAAGCUUGGAUGGUGCUCAGUUUCUGACUUGACUCUGCAAACAGCCGGGAGGAGCAGUGUCCUCGCUGCAGAGAGACAGCCUCGAGAAACCCACCAUAACAAGGGGCCAAAAAUACAGCCUGGGAGAUUAAGAUAGGAAAACUUUUCCACUAGGAACAGAAAGCAGCCAUGGAACGGCUUAUCUGGGGAGGAGGUGGGUAGGAUCACUGUUCUCUUUUCUUUAAGCUUGAUCUGGACCAAAGCCCAGCUGACCUGAUCUGGUGUUGGCAACAGUCCUGGAUGGAGCACAAGGUUGGCCUAGAGCCCUCCAGUAGUCUCUUCCAGCCAUCACCUCGGACUUGAUGGAACAGAUCUGAGAGAAGCCACGUUUCUCUGUAAGGCAACACAUGGAUUGGUUGUGAGCUGCUGAGCUGGAGCAGAACCCGUGCCAUUCCACAAGCAGCAUCAUAACCCGUAAUGACCAGUGCUCUGACUGGACACCACCUUUAUGCCCAUCUACCUGCCUGUUCUGAGGAAGUGAACAAUGGAGAGGCCAAACUCUCAGCUUCAGCACGGGACUUCAGCUCCUCAGCAGAGGCACAGAGGUAUUUUAGGCACUGCCUCAUGACAAGAUGCUGAGGACAAGGCAGUACAUCCUCCACAGCCACUCCUGUACUUGUGAUAAUGAGGUUUCCUAAUUCACAGCUGUAAGGUGAAGGUACAGCUACAGUUCUGUACUCUGGGCAAAGAGAGAAUGUUCAGCUAUGCCAGGCUUUUCCAGCAGUUUGACCAUAAAUCCUUUGAGCCACAGUGCCCCACUUCCCUCAGCUUUUGUAAUUUAAAACAACUAGUUGCAAUUUUGAAAUUAUUUUUUAUAUCUGGCUUUAAAUCCUUGAUCAAGACU
Messenger RNA from Cuculus canorus (common cuckoo), 5794 nucleotides. RefSeq names its product alpha and gamma adaptin binding protein (gene AAGAB). The record is from RefSeq and is a predicted model, not a curated record. The transcript has 10 exons. Bases 54 to 998 code for a protein of 314 amino acids. Lineage: Eukaryota; Metazoa; Chordata; Aves; Cuculiformes; Cuculidae.